GUGGUGGCUGCAGCUUGUGCCCACACCGCCUUGUUCCAAUUCGCCGCAUCACUAGCGUUGCCUGCAGUUAUCAUUCACAGUGUCGUGCACCAGGUGCAGCACGUCCUUGACAAGCCUCGCUUCGCGAACCGGCCGACUCUGCUCCGGUAUGGACCCAGCGCCGUCGGCUUGAGCAUCGUACCUUUCCUCCCGUUGCUCGAUCCACCAUGUGAGUGGGUCAUCGACUUCUUGUUCGACCGUUGGUGGCCUGGUUGGCGAUCAU
Messenger RNA from Symbiodinium necroappetens, 262 nucleotides. Lineage: Eukaryota; Dinophyceae; Suessiales; Symbiodiniaceae. The record is from the annotation of a GenBank genome assembly.